UGUGCCAGCACCUCAGCACCCUCACAGGGAAGAGCUUCUGCCUCAGAGCUCAUCUCAAUCUCCUCUGUUUGUGCCCAUUGUUACAGUCAUGCAUUCUGGAAAUUCCUCCCACGGCUGUCACCCAGACAUGCUGUAGCACACAGAUGUCUAUUGUUAAGGUUGCUAAUUUAUGUAUUUAAUAAUGAGGCAGGAAAAUAACUUUUUUAACAUUAACUUUUGCUUCUCAUGAUGAUUGUUGCUCCAGGCCAACUUUGUCGCAGCUUCGUGCAUAACGCUGGGAGGCUUCUGUCAGCAGGACCACAAUAGUCCUUGCUGAUGUGCCAGGCUGACCUUGGAACACGAGGUCUGUCCGUGAUCCUCCACCUCAUAUGGAUUUGCUCAGUUCCUCUUGCAGAGUGGGACAGGAACAUCUGAGCUCACGGCAAUUGAUCCUCUCCCAGUGCCACCACCCUGGCUGCUGCUGCCUCCAUCCCGGUCUGAUCUCAAAGCUGUGGCUUUGGUUUUUGCUUGCCAAGCAAGGCACGGGCAGCUGUGCUGUGCGGGUCUGGUGGCUUGGUGCCCUGCUCACCCAGUGUGGAUCUGGCACCAGGACCCGCUCCCAUCCUGCCUCCCUUACGCCAUGCUCAGCCAGUGCUCGGCUGCCGGCGGGAGCCGUGUGCUGCGACCCCUCGAGCGAAGGCACGGUCACCAGCUGUUCAUCCCGCCCGCAGCCGCCCCCCACUGCGGCACCGCCGCCGGGACGCCCUCCCCAGGCGGGCACCGGCCCCUCGUGCUGCUCGGCUCGGCUCCUGCCCGGCGCGGCUCCGGCCGAGCUCCGGCUCGGCUCGGCUCGGCUCGGCUGAACUCGGCUCGGCUCGGCUCCUGAGGCAAGGACAGUCGGCGGGCGCGGCGAGGCCGGUGGCCGUGGCGGGGCCUGUCCCCUUCAGCGGGGCCGGGCGCUGCUCGGGGGCCUCGUAGGCCGGCAGCGGGGCUGAGGCGGCGGCGGCGGCAUCUCCCCUCUCGGCAGCCGAGGCGCUGGGCCGGCGUCCGCGGCGGGUCCCGGCCUCCUCCCAGCACCCGGGCGGCCCCUCUCCUCCCCCGCAGCCUGGCGUCGGUCACGGGCCGCGGCACGGUCCUGCCUGGGGCAGCCCCGGGAGCGAGAGGCCGGUGAAGCUCCAGGGCCGCCGGUCAGAGCAGCGCGGCUGGAGGCAGCGCAGCGUCAGCUCGAGCCCGCCCGCUGCUCGUGCUGCAGGCACCGGGCUCCAUCGAACCGCGCGGACCGGCGAUGUUCUGGCUGGCGGGAGGUGCCGCAGGAGGGGUUCUCUCUGCACGUUUCCUCUAGAGCGAAAGCUGCUGCCAUCUUCUGCCGUGUGACAGGAGAGAGCUGGUGAAGGGUUUAGUAAUUUCCCUUUGACUCUCCUCCUUGCCUAGGCUGGCAUUCAGGGAGGAAGAAAGAUGCCACUGAAAUCAUUUACCUGUCCGUUGCCUGAAACAAGGUUUCUUCACGCAGGCAGCCGUGUGUACAAGUUUAAAAUCCGGUAUGGCCACUUCAGCAGUGCUCCUGAUUUCGACAACACAGAAAGUGCUGCCAAGGAGUUAGAGGAAGCAAUUCGAGUAAUCCUUGGAAAUCUUGACGAUUUGCAUCCAUUUUCUACAGACCACUUCACUAUCUUUCCAUAUUUGAGUAAAUGGGAGAGAGUAUCGAAGAUGAGAUUCAAACAUGAGAAUGUCCAUCUUGUGCCUUAUCCCUACAUUUGCACUAUGUAUCUAGAACUGAACUCAUUUCAGCAAAACGUACCUUGUGGUAAAGAAGUAAACCAGGGCAGUGAUGAGCUUGUGAAGAGAAGAAAUGAAGUCUCAGAAAGUACUGCAGGGGAAGCAUCAGUGAAGAGGAGAAGAGUGGAAGUCCAAGCAGAGACCUCAUGCCCACAGUUGGGUGGUCAGGUUGACAGGACUGGAGCUGAGUGUGUUCACCGUACGAGUAAAGCAAAGCAUGGAUUUGAAAUGAAUUCCUUCAGAGAAAAUGAGUGUGAGUUUAGUCCAGCGUCCCUUACAGUGGGCUGCAACCAAGUGAGUUUCUGGGGACCUGUGGUGCCUAACCCUGAACAAAGAAGAGCAACCUGUCAGGCUGACGGUGCAGGGCAGCUACUGCAGCAAAUGGACCGAAUGGUAAACAAAGGAGACAUGGAGUUGGACAGAAGAGGUCUCUCAAAGUUCUGGAGAAGGGCCUUCCCAGGGUGGACCUUCAGCCCCAUUAAGGUAAGUACAAUCUUUAUUUGGCCACUUAGCAACUGUGGCCUUUGUAACUUUGACUCCCAAAGACACCAUUUUAAACCAAAAUUAAAGUAACCAUGCAGACAGUUGCUGGGCAUUGUUGACUGAAGAAUGCUCUAAAGCUGUUGAAGUUGUGUCCCCCAAGAGUGGUCUGUUCACGGCACAGCACAAGCUGAACAGUAGCAGGAACUGUUUGUUUGGUAGCUGAAUCAGUUGUGGCAGAAAUGAAAGCCCCUGUAAUCAGAAUGUGUGCCGUUAACUGCUGAGACUCGACUGUUAUGGCACAAGUUAGUCUUUAUGUUUCCUCUAUUCUUUCAACCUUCCUCUGUACUAUUUUGUGCUGGGGUUGUGUCUUUCUGGUGGAUGCUGCUAUUAAGUGCAAGUAUUUUAAGUGUAACGUGUUGUUUUUGUUGUGUCCCCAGCACAAUCUUGUCGCCACUACAGCAUCUUUUUGGUGGAAAGAACUGACCUGAAAGCACUAAGUUGUGGAAAAGUAAACUUGCAGCGUGGCUGUCGGGUGGGAUUGUUUCUUGUGUAGUUCCGCUUUUCACAUUGCUUGUCUCAGCUUUGAAAUGCUUUAAAUGAAAUUCUACCUUGUUUAUAUUUUCAAAUUAACGUACUGGAGAUGUUGGGUUAAAGUGUCUUUUUCUUCACAACCUGGAGUAUUUUGGGAAAAGAGCAACAAGCUUUAAGAUUUUGAUCCUUGAGUGUCAUAAAUUGGGAAUUUUGCAGUUAAAAAUUCUGUGAGAUUCUAAUAAAAAUCAACCGGCAUCACCCUGGGACUGCAUGGUAUUUUAAUCAGUCUCAUGCAGGCAGAAAACACCUUUUCCCUCUCAGAAGAAGCAGAGGUUUCUGGUUUCAGAUAGACCCUUGUACUAUGCUUCACACCAUUAAAAAGGUGAAAAUUGGU
Strigops habroptila (Kakapo) is the source of this 3163-nucleotide messenger RNA. It is a transcript of the gene MAJIN, whose product is annotated as membrane anchored junction protein. Gene Ontology annotation, biological process: meiotic attachment of telomere to nuclear envelope; homologous chromosome pairing at meiosis. Lineage: Eukaryota; Metazoa; Chordata; Aves; Psittaciformes; Psittacidae. Bases 1435 to 2328 code for a protein of 297 amino acids. The transcript is spliced from 10 exons. Gene Ontology annotation, molecular function: DNA binding. Gene Ontology annotation, cellular component: nuclear inner membrane. The record is from RefSeq and is a predicted model, not a curated record.